Messenger RNA from Blastomyces gilchristii SLH14081, 2871 nucleotides. RefSeq lists its product as uncharacterized. Gene Ontology annotation, molecular function: transcription coactivator activity; chromatin DNA binding. Bases 1785 to 2534 code for a protein of 249 amino acids. The record is from RefSeq and is a predicted model, not a curated record. NCBI's taxonomy places the organism in Eukaryota, Fungi, Ascomycota, Eurotiomycetes, Onygenales, Ajellomycetaceae. The transcript has 4 exons. Gene Ontology annotation, biological process: positive regulation of DNA-templated transcription. Gene Ontology annotation, cellular component: nucleus.
CCUGACAGGCAACGAAGAACGGGGUGAGUGUGAGAGAAUGGGGGCUGAGCAAUGAGCUCAUUGCGCCGACUUCUGCGGGCAAUGGCUCGCUGAGAGGUUACAUACAAUAACAUUAAUGCAUCACUACAAGUAGCGCAACAGAUCGUCGCAGCAAGACGUUCUCCGGAACAAACGCCGGCGCAGGACGGAGUGAUGAGGCUGAAAAACAGCAUGCACGCAACGCCUCCAGCGCGGUGGAACACCGUUAUUAUUAUUAAUAUUAUAUUAUUAUUGGGCGUUGUGUAGUUACAGCGUAGGCAUCAUCAUUUAUUAUUAUUUCCACUACUCCGUGCGGAUAUCCAAGAUGACAUUAAGGAUAUCACUUAUUAAUAUUGUCCCAAGCAUCCCUAGGCUACACAGAAUGAUCACAGGAGCUUCUUAGGCGUCAGAAUUUUUUUAUUUUAUUUUAUUUUUAUUAUUUUAAUUUAAUUUAAUUUUAUUUUUCACCCGCUCAUGUUGUCAUGUGUUGAAUUUCCAGUGCUUCGACCAACGAUAUUAUUCCAACCCCAGAUUCAAAAUCAGAUACAUCAUAUGUCGUCACUUGUAGGGAGACGCUGUUCAACCCUCUAACUAUCUAUCCUAGUCUAACCGCAGUAUGAAUGGUCUCCGGUAGCCUCUGCGAACUGUUGAGUUUGAGUUUGCUGACCUGUGUCUGUCCAAGGGAGGGCGGGGUCCGGGGAAUGUCAUAAUUUAUAGCUUUGGGAUGUUUCAACGAGCAUCGUAGGGCAGAUGCAGUCUGUAUUUUCUCGUUGCCGACGACUUUCCAUGGCAUUUUCCCCGGUAAUCAAAGGAGUACUCAUCAAUAGAGUACCAGUUUGCUGAAGGUAGAGAGAUAUCUAUAGACCAACUAGGUAGGGUUCGCACGGUACAAUCCUCCUCGAAAAUGCUCGUUUUCAUUUCAUUUCAUUUUCUUUUCUUUUCAUUUCAUUUUCUUUCUUUCUUUCUUUCUUUUUUUUUUUCCCUAAGUUGAUAUGAAUAAAGAUAGUGUAAUUCAAUGCUUUAACUCUGUGUAGAGGCAGCAAAUAUAAAAAUGUACUCCGUAAUGAAGAUCAGGCGGGGGAGGAGAAUCCGAAACAAUAAUGUGUUUCUUAGUUAUUUAUGUAUGAUAAAACAUCCACCAGGACUUCUUCCUCUUGAAUAAAUCCACCUCUCCAACCCACAACUCAACACUCAACCCCACAGAUUGCGUAACUAUCUAUCAGAGGUCCUUUCAACGCAGCACGAAAGAUUCCAUCGACUCUCUGCGUUUAUUUUGACAUCCCUUCGCCGACUUCAAAUCCUUCAGAUAGACUCGCUGGCUCCCUCCCUCCCUCCCCACACUCCGUCUACGGAGUACCUAAGCAAGAAUUAGGCUGAACCACUGGGAACGCCCCAAGCGACCGAUAUUGAUCUGGCCACUUGUUGCGCUUUAUCUCUCCGCUCGCUGCUCUAGUUAGCGAUCUACGCGCCGUUUUCCCCUGGCCAGACCUCUUUAAACGAAAGUUGCGCGAUAUCUAGCCACUCGCUUCUUGCAGAGAGCAGCACGGACUCAGUUCCACUUGCGCAACUAGUUUCAUACAGACGUUACUUUGAGGCCUGCAGGGAGUUGCAAAAGUUUUCCUUAACCCUAGCUAGAGUUUGCUAAUAUUACUGUGAACAAGGGAGAGUAAGGUGUCCCACAGCUCUCAUCGCCAACCUCAAGCCACAAAACACUGGUUAUCAGGUAGUUUUCAAAACCUUCCCAGGACAGGCUAUUCUUUAGGAAAAUGUCUAUAAAUUGGGUCAUGCUCCAUGAAACGGAGGCAUUCGUCCGCCUUCCUAAUGAACGCAUCAUGUAUACUUCCCCGCCUCGAACAAGUCUUAUGCUUCAAAGCGGGAAUCCCAAACCGGGAAAUGAACCUCUGUCAGUUCAGAGUAGCACUGGACGUGUCUAUCUUACGAACCAACGAGUUGUCUACCUCCCGGCACAUUCCACUCCACAAUUCCAAUCAUUCUCCGCCCCUCUCCUAAAUCUGCAAGACACGCAUGUUUCAGCUCCCUUUUUUGGUCCCAACCUCUGGACCGCACAGGUCAAACCCGUUCCUGGCGGCGGCAUUCCCCCUUCCCAUGUUUCCCUCCAGCUAAAGUUAACUUUCAAGGAUGGCGGAGCAUUUGAUUUCCACUCAGCCUUCGAACGAAUCAAAGAACGUCUGCAACAGGCUCUCGAGCAAUCGCAAGAAAGCGGCAGGGCGACAGGCUCUGUGGAUUUCUCAGCGAUCCAUCUUGAUGAGCUCCCCGCAUACGAAGGACCCGGCCAUCCUACUGAGCCGACAGAUACCACGUCAUUGCCAGCAUUUCUAUCUCCGGAUCUGCAUGAACGGAAUAACCAUCGCGUUUCCAACCAAGACGAUAACAGUCGUACGGGGGAGCAUAAUCCUCCUGACUCUAGCCCUACAGAGCCUCCUCCGGGGUACGAGGAAGUUCAGCAACAGAGCGUUGCGAACGCGCUUGAAGCACGUCUGCGGAAAUAUCAGUGAUGACGAUGCGGAGGGAACAUACUUCUCUAUAUGUUGUUGUUACACAGUCUGACACCAUGCCGAUGGUGGAAGACUUCAAAAUCGUCAUUAGAAAAGAUGUUACUCGUGCAUGCAAGUUGAUAUGUAUUUCUUUCUGCUAGUAUCUUCUAUGGUGUAUGUAUAUAUAUACAUAGUUAAUGAUUAUAUGAGCUUAUGUGCUAUUUCUAUGAGUUUAUACGAAGGCUGAUGGAGGCGAAAGUUAUCAAACUGGCUUGAAUAUUAAGAAACAGUUAUCAUAUUCAGAUAUUAAAUUGGUUUCUGCACUAGAUUGUAUAUCCAUUGAUAUUUACUUACUCCU